Molecule: messenger RNA, 396 nt
Organism: Haemonchus placei
Lineage: Eukaryota; Metazoa; Nematoda; Chromadorea; Rhabditida; Trichostrongylidae
Source: the annotation of a GenBank genome assembly
AUGAAAGGUCGCGAUCCAUCCCUCGCUUUCUCUAUAUUUGGUUGCGCCAGAACAGGCGCUUCCAUAAGGGUUUUCUUCAAUGCUACAAAAGCUUCCUCAUGUUCAUGUGACCACACGAAUUUCCUUUUGAGACUGGUGAGAUCAAAAAGUGGUUUUGAAAUCAAAAUCUCAAAACAAACUUCCUGUAAUAUCCAGCCAUACCUAAGAAGGUUCUUAAUUGAGCAACAUUCUGAGGGCGAGCAUAUCUUUUAUACGAGCAACCUUCUCCGGAUCUGCCCUUACUCCGUCCGCAUCCACUACAUGCCCAAGAAACUCAAGACUGGGUUCCAUUAUACGGCACUUUUGUGGUUUUACCUUCAGUUGCGUUGGAGGGACUUGCCAGUAUCCACUAGCUAA